Molecule: messenger RNA, 1200 nt
Organism: Trypanosoma brucei brucei TREU927
Lineage: Eukaryota; Euglenozoa; Kinetoplastea; Trypanosomatida; Trypanosomatidae
Exons: 1
Coding region: 1-1200 (399 amino acids)
Source: RefSeq, a predicted model, not a curated record
AUGGCGGACGUCGAGGCCAUCUUUACAGCGGUCCUCACAAUCGGUGUUGGGCUUUUCGUCAUUGACCUUGUGCCGCUCCAGGAACCCAUGGUGUGCCCAGGCGACUACCACAAUAAAAGUACCUGUCCUGAAGUGUUCUUCGCCCAGAGUUUUCAUGUCGCCCGGGAAAAGUUCACUAGCGCUGCCACGAAAGCGGGUGCUGAGGUUAAGCGCGCCGUUAUCGCUUCUCGUGAUGGUGUUGAAUACACAUUGGACACGGCGUUCCUUCGGGGGAAGAACUCCAAGAGGCUUCUUGUUCACAUAUCUGGUUCUGAUGGGAUUGGUGGGUUCACCGGGAGUGCCAUUCAGACGAAGCUCUUGAGCGAGUGGAACACUAGUCGUGGCGAAGGGCCUUCGGUGCUUUUCGUGCACGCGCUCAACCCUUAUGGUAUGGCAAACUUUCGUACCACGAACGAGAAUAAUGUAGAGCUCCACCGUAACUACCUUUUGAAAGAGGAAUGGAAUGCCCUGACAACUUCACACACUAGUAACACAAGUUAUGAUAGUGUGAUGUCACCACUCUUUCUUCCAAAGGCCCCACGUGUUAUUGACCGUUAUACCUUCUUUUAUCACUUUGGAAAGGUGUUCCUCAAGCAGGGUUUGCGGGAGUUCAGGCGGUCGCUGGAGGGGGGACAGUGGCACAACCCUGAAGGUUUAUUUUACGGAGGUCGGGAGGAACAACGCAGCUUGACAGCACUUCGUGAGGUACUCACGAGUUACGCUGCGUCCGGCGUGGAAAAAUUUGUCUUCUUGGAUGUGCACACCGACAGUGGAUCAACUGGGAAAGAGACAAUCAUCGUGAGCUCCGUAGAUGACAAGACGCUCGCCCAGAACAUCUUCAAAGCUAGCGUUCAGUUACGGGGUAAUGGUGGAACGUACGAAAUGGCACGUGGUUUCAUAAGACCUACGGACGUUCUUGGUAAUAAAACCGGAAGUUUGGUGAUUGAGCAAGCUUUUGCAACCACUAAUUAUAUCUUCAUGGUUCGCGCGGCCAUUCUCGAAAAUGCUGCAUCUAGGCACGCAGAAGGAACAUUUGUGCAUGAAACGAUGAAACAAUGGAUGAGAGAUGCCUACUUUCCGCAGACAAUACACUAUAAAACAACUGUGCUAACGAAGGGCAUCGACACAUUUAAUCACGCUAUGGACUAUUUGUCCACUUGA